Thunnus maccoyii (southern bluefin tuna) is the source of this 2913-nucleotide messenger RNA. Its product is annotated as phosphatidylinositol 5-phosphate 4-kinase type-2 beta. The record is from RefSeq and is a predicted model, not a curated record. Lineage: Eukaryota; Metazoa; Chordata; Actinopteri; Scombriformes; Scombridae. Gene Ontology annotation, biological process: phosphatidylinositol metabolic process. The transcript is spliced from 10 exons. Gene Ontology annotation, molecular function: phosphatidylinositol kinase activity. Bases 491 to 1729 code for a protein of 412 amino acids.
GACUGUGAGGAGGCGCAAGCACGGACGCCAUCUUGAGGAGACCCUGAACGCAGCGCUGGUUUGGUGACUGACAACAAUCUCAGGCGCAUCAUGAUGGGAUUACUCACCAACAAGUAAAACAGCAUCACGGCAGUUUUUGGGGAGUUGCAGACACUAAAGGGAAAGCAGAGGAGCUGUCCCGGCAAGUGUGGACCGCUCCGGGUUGUCUGACAGGAGAGAGGCUGCCCUGUAAAGCCUGAUGGCCGGCUAGCUGCGCUCUGGACUCCGCCGCGGCCUGCUCGGGAGGAGGAAGGGUGGUGACGGCGCAAAAUGCUCCACCGCUGACUCCCAACAAGACACUGAUCCUACCCAGAGACUCGCUGCGAGGUGGACGACGAGCAAGAUGCACUUAUAGAUUUUUUUAAACGCUCUUAACUUUCCGAUUUGUUGUUGUGUGUAGAGGCCGUGAGCAACAGUGAAGUGCCGUCUUGCGUACACUGAAUCCGCAGACAUGUCAUCCAACUGCUCCAGCGCUGCGCCCGUCAGCGCCAGCAAAACCAAGACGAAAAAGAAGCAUUUUAUAGGACAGAAAGUGAAAUUAUUCCGUGCAAGCGAGCCCAUUCUCAGCGUUUUAAUGUGGGGUGUCAACCAUACGAUUAACGAGUUAAGUAAUGUGCCUGUACCAGUAAUGCUGAUGCCAGAUGACUUUAAAGCCUACAGUAAGAUCAAAGUGGACAACCACCUAUUUAACAAAGAAAACCUGCCUAGUCGCUUUAAGUUCAAAGAAUACUGUCCCAUGGUGUUCAGAAACCUGAGGGAAAGGUUCUGCAUCGAUGACCAGGACUACCAGAACUCUCUGACGAGGAGCGCCCCACUCAACAGUGACUCCCAGGGUCGCUUCGGCAACCGCUUCCUGUCCAGUUAUGACCACCGCUUUGUAAUCAAAACCGUGUCCAGUGAGGACAUUGCUGAGAUGCACAACAUCCUAAAGAAAUACCACCAGUUUAUAGUGGAGUGUCAUGGCAACACGCUGCUCCCUCAGUUCCUGGGCAUGUACAGGCUAACGGUGGACGGGGUGGAGACGUACAUGGUGGUGACCCGGAAUGUAUUCAGCCAUCGCCUCACUGUACAUCGCAAAUAUGACCUGAAGGGUUCUACGGUCUCAAGGGAAGCCAGCGACAAGGAGAAGGCUAAAGAACUCCCCACUUUUAAAGACAACGACUUCCUGAAUGAAGGCCAGAAGCUGCAGAUAGGAGACGACAACAAGAAGUACUUUUUGGAGAAGCUAAAACGUGACGUAGAGUUCCUGGCCACCCUGAAGAUCAUGGACUACAGUCUGCUGGUGGGCAUCCAUGACGUGGAGCGGGCGGAGCAGGAGGAGAUGGAUGUGGAGGGCGCCGGAGACGAAGAGGAGUACGAGAACGACGGGAUGGGCGGAGGCGUGCUCACCGGCUCCUUCGGCACGCCUCCCGACAGCCCCGGAAACCCCCUCAACUGCGGAGGAUUCUUCGGCCCCGGAGAGUUCGACCCCUCUGUGGACGUUUACGCAAUCAAGAGCCACGACAGUGCUGUGAAGAAGGAGGUGUACUUCAUGGCUAUCAUCGACAUCCUCACGCACUAUGAUGCUAAGAAAAAAGCUGCACAUGCUGCCAAAACUGUGAAACAUGGGGCGGGGGCCGAGAUCUCGACGGUGAACCCGGAGCAGUACUCCAAACGAUUCUACGAGUUCAUGUCCAAUAUCUUAUCAUAGACUCAUCUCCCAUCUCCCAGUCCAGCCAGUCACAUCCUGUCAUAGAUCUGUCAAAUGCCAUGCACUUAUUUCUCUCCUCCGUCACCUCAGUGUAGGUCCAUCUCUCCCCUCCUGCCUCUCUCUCUCUCUCUCUCUCUCCCCCUCUUAAAAAGAACCAGUAUCCUUCCAACAGCUGGGACAAGUCUGGCAGGAAGGAUCCUUAGAGGCUGUUACACUGUCACACACACACACACACACACAUACAGAUACAGAUAAAGCAAUGAUCCUUCUCGCUACCACCUCCUUUGCUCCCUCAUCCAUCGCAAGGAAAACUCGUGACAUCCCUCACUGAAUUUGGAACGACACCCCGAUAAUCUCCCUGUCCUUUUUGUUGUUGUUUUUUUUUUUUUUUUUUUACAUUCUUCUUCCUCCCGGUCCUCCUCAGCCACCUUGUUACUCCUCACGCCAGCACGGGAACUGUCUCACUAAUGCCUUGAACGAGUGUGUCCGCUUCAGCAGUUAACAGUCCGUUAGUACAGUCUCUUCGGUUUCUGUUCAUGUUGUUGUUGUUCUUAUGAUUUCUAUUAGACACACACACACACACACACACACACAGAUGUAGACAAACUCGCACAGAUGCAGAAUGGUCAGAUUGCAUGACAAACUCUUCGACAGUCGCCACCAGGCUUCUCUCUCAAUAUCAACAAAAAAAAUAAUAAUAAAAAGUACUGCUGACAAAUUGGAACGACGGGAUAAACACAUUACUAUAUAAUGGUGUAUUAAGUAAAUGAAUGCAAUAUCAAAAAUGCAUGGCUGAUGUGUACAUGAGACUCCACCAGUAAGUUGAACAUCAAACCACUGAACUUAGCAUCUGAGUGUUAAAAACAGAAAAAAAAAGAAAAAAAAACCAAGAAAAAAAAUUGGUGUUUGAAUGUUACGUUGCCAUAUUGUUUUUGAAUAUUUUUGGAAUUUUAACCGUGAGCUUGGUGGAGGUUGGUCUAAGAAAAAAAAAUUCACAUAAAAAGGGGAAUUCUGCAGCAAAUACUUGUUUUAUUACCAUAAGAAUCAUUUUUAUAUCUUGUUUACAUUAAUGUAGCAAUUUUGUGUUUGUAUACAGUAUUGUUUUGUUACCAACAGACAUUAGAAAAAAAAAAAAGGUUACUUGAAAAUGAUUCAUUGCAUAUUAAAGGGAGUUUUAUCUUGUC